Molecule: messenger RNA, 5049 nt
Organism: Plasmodium berghei ANKA
Lineage: Eukaryota; Apicomplexa; Aconoidasida; Haemosporida; Plasmodiidae
Product: PHAX domain-containing protein, putative
Exons: 1
Coding region: 1-5049 (1682 amino acids)
Molecular function (GO): protein binding
Source: RefSeq, a predicted model, not a curated record
AUGAGCAUAGAAAACAAAGUAAAAGAGGAAAUCGUAAAAAACAUUGAAGAAAAAAAUACGAGUAUAAAUGAUAAUACUGUAGUUGCAAAUGAUAAUGGUAAAAAAAAAGAUGUGAAUGGUUCUCACGAAAAGCUUAAAAAUCCCAAAGUAUGCAGUAAUAAUGAAAAAUCGAAUAAUAAUACCACCAAUUGCGUAACUAAAAAUUAUCAAAAGGUUGAAGGUAAAGACGUAGUAAAGGGUGAUCAAAAUUCACAUAAAAUUACAAUUGACGAAACAGGUAAUAACACUAAUAAAAUAGCAAUAGAAGGAAAAAUAAAGAAAGAACAAAAUAAAAAUACUAUGAUUCUAAAUACUGGAAGCAAAAAAGGUAAUAAUACCCAAGGAAAUCUUUAUACGAACAAAAAUGUUAAUAAUAAUAGUGUUAGAAAUAACAACACUAAUAAUAAGAAUAAUGGAUUUUAUAAAAAAAACAAUAAAGAACCAAGUAAAAACACUUUGAAGAAAAAGAAUUCCGAAAGUAAUAAUAAAAACAGUUUAUUAAAUGAAGAGAAAAAGGAUGAUAUUUUAGGAGACAAAAUUAACGAAGAUAAUACGAAGAAAAAUAAAAAAAUAAAUAAAAAAAAGGAAAAACACAAUAAUACAAAUAAUGAGCAAUUAAAGAAAGACAUUGAUGCAGCUAAAGGUAGUGUAAAUAAUAUUACUAAGGUGACAGAUAAUAACAAUGACAAUAUUAAUAGCAAUGAAAAUGAAACGAUUACAACGGCAAUUAGUAUUGAAAGUAACGGCAUUGAAGGAAAAAAUAUUGGGAAAAAAAGUUUAAAAAAAUAUAAUAAUAAAGCACAAGCUAGCAAGAAUAUUUCAACUAGUGAUCUUAAUGUAUGGACACAACAAAUGUCAGAUGGAAAGAAAAAAAAAGGAUUAAAUAUGAAUGAAAAAACAAAAGACAAAAAAAUAAAUUUUCAGAAAAAUAAGAAUACCAAUUUUAAUAAUAACACUAAUCACAAAGUUUAUAAUAUGAAAAAUGGCAAUUUAAAUAAAGAUAGUUUUAAUUAUGCAUCUUCAAGCAUUUUAGCUAAUAAUUUUAAUACAAAUAAUCAAAUAAUUAAUAGUUAUUAUAUGGAUAUAAUGAACAAUUCGAUGGAAAACAACUUUGUGCAAAUGUCAAAUGGAGAAGAUAAUAAAUGUAAUGAUAAAAACAAGCAUGCAUAUUUAAAUUAUAUGUAUAAUCCUUUAGAUGUUUAUAAUUUAAAUAAAUGCUAUUAUUUUCAAUACCCAGAUGCAACAUUUAACAAUAUGAAUAAUUGUGGAUACUAUGGAAAUGAUUCCCAAAAGAACAUUUUAAUGGGGAAUAUGAUGAAACUACAAGGAGCAUACAAUAUGAAUGGUAUGCAUUACAAUAAUUAUAUAAAUAACAUUAGCCAAGCUAGCAAUUACAAUGGAAACAAUAAUAAUGGAUAUAAUACUGUAGGGAAAAAUAAUAAAAAUACAUAUAAACAAAAUUUUUUAAAUUAUCGAUUAAAUAAGCAUAUAUCCUAUGAUAGUGGGAAAAAAAUGAAUAAAGACAAUUCAGAUUUACCACAAAAUAAAAAAGAAAAAUUGAAUAAUAAUAUAUGCAUAGAUCAAGGAAAUAUUGAAAAAGAACAAAAAAGUGUUACAUUAAAUAAAGAGAAAGAGCAAAAUGAUUUAAAUAAAAAUACUUGUAUUAAGAUUAAGAAAAAAUAUACAAAAAAUAAUGCUUCCAUGAAAUCAUCUUAUCAUACGAAUAAUCCUGAUUAUAGAAAUAAUAAUGGAACAGAAAUGCAAUUAAAUAAUUUAAAUGGGCUAUGGAACAUGAAAAUGAAUCGAAACGAUUUAAAUUAUAUGCUCCCUUACCAAAACAUUGUAUACCCAAAUAAUCCAUAUCAUGAUAUUGCAAAUAUGGGAACCAACAUUUAUAGAAAGUAUAAUACCCAUCAAAUACUUAAGACAAAAAACGAAAAUAAAAACAAAAACACUGCAGCAAAUCGUAACAUAGGUGAAAAAUAUGUUAUGAAUAAACAAAAUAAUGCGACACUUAAUGAAAAGGAGAAAAAUGGCCAACAAGAUACAUCUACUGAGAAAGGAAAGAUUCCAAAUUUAGAAGUUAAUAAAGAAAUACAUAAAUUUAUAGAUUAUUGUGUAAAAAAUUAUGGCAAUAAAUAUUUGAUGAAUGUUUUAAAUGAAUUUUCAUCAAAUCAUAUAAACGAUAAUACUGAAGAAUUGAGUAAAAUUUUUAAAAUUAAUAUUAACUCUGAAAAUUUAAAUGCUAUUGCAUCUAUAGAAAAUGAUGAGAAAGAAAAAUUUUCAUUUUUAAGUAAUGAUAAUAAUAUGGAUAAAAAUGUCGAAAAAAAUAUUGAAGAAAUUUUCGAUGAAUCAAACAAAAAUAUUAUAGAAGAUUAUGAUAAGUUAAACAAAUUGCUGAAUGAAAAUAAAAACGAUAAAUCCAAAGAGGAAAACCAAAACAAUAGAAAUGUAGAGGAUACCAAGCAGGAUAAAGAAAUUAGUAAACAAAUGGAUACAGAAAAAAUCGAAAACGAAACUAAAGUAGAUACAUCGUGUGGAAAUAACAUGUUUGUAGAAAACAAUAAAAUGAAUAUUACUAUACCCCCUGGUUUAGGUUUACCAGAUAUAAACAGAGCUUUACUUCAUGGUGCAUAUUUAGAUAAUAUAACUGUUGUGAGAAAAUGUUUAGAAAAAGUUGCUGACAUUAAUUAUUAUGAUAAAAUUGGUAGGAGAGCCUUACAUUAUGCAUGUGCAGGUGGAUAUUAUGAUAUUUGUGAACUGUUAAUAAAAAAUGGAGCUAAAGUAAAUGUAUCUGAUUAUAAAAAUUGGACUCCAUUACAUAUCGCAGUAACAAAAAUGCAUAAAGAUAUCACCGAAUUAUUAUUAAAAAAUAAUGCAAAUAUAAAUGCUUUAUUACCUCAUUCAUUGUCACCAAAUAGAGGGAACACAACAGCUAGUAUGUGCAUACAUUUUGCCGCUAUCAAAGGAAAUAAAGAUAUUACAAAACUUUUGCUUAAAUAUGGAGCAAAGAUAAAUGACACAGAUUUAUCAAAUAGAACAGCUUUGCAUUAUGCUGCAUAUAGAAAUAAUUCAGAUUAUUUAAAAUUUUUAAUUUAUGAUGAAAAAGCAGAUAUAAAUAUAUUUGAUGUACAUAACAGAUUACCAAUACAUUCAGCCUGUUUAGGAGGAGUUUUAGAAAAUGUUAAAAUUUUAGCUAAAAAUAAAAGUUUUAUUCAAAAAAAAGAUAUAUAUAAUAUGAGUCCUUUAGAUAUAGCACGAAUCAAAAAAUUUAAAGAUAUUAAAAAAUUCUUAACAAAAUAUGUAAAUGAAAAUUUUAAUCCAAAUGACCCAAAUGGUUUUCUAAAUGAGAAAAUGGGCCCAAUUAAAGCUGAUAAUGUUGAUGAAAAAAAAGAGUAUGUAAAAAUAAGUGAAUCUGAAAAUAAUAAGAAUGAACAAAACACAUCUAUAGAAUCAAAAAAAAAUGAAGAUAUUGAUAAAAAGGAUAUCGAGGAAGGAACAAAAAAUGCUCAUAGUGAUGCAAUAAAUUCAUUAGAAAUAGUUGAUGAAAAUAAAAUGGAUCCUAAAGAAUUAUAUAAUGAUAAUAAAAUGAUAAAAGACAUUUUAACAACAACUAUUAGUACUAUUUUGAAAGAACGAAAUAAAGAUCAAAUUAAGAGAGUUGUUGAUGCGUUAGGUGUUUAUAUUUCAUUAAGUUUAUUAGAAAAAACCAUUUUGAUACAAAAUUAUGGAGGCAUCGAAUUAGCUAAUAAACAAGGGAAAAGGACAACAGGCGGCAUAUUUUUUUAUUUAAUAAAAUACAUGUACAAAAAUGAUAUUAUAUCCAAGUUUAAAUACGAUUAUAUUGUUGAGGAGGAAAAGGAGAAAAAAAAAACGUACAGAAAAAUAAAGAAGAAAAUAUUACAAGAAGAGGAAAAUGUGAAAGAAAAUAGAAAAACAAAUGUAAAUAUUUCCGAACAUAAUAAUCUUAAUGUUAAGAAAGAUCGAAAAGAAUAUAACAAAAAUAAUGAAAAUAUAUCUACAAGCAUGAAAAAAAAACAAAACAAGAAAAACAACUUUGCACAAAAUGGAAAAAAAAAAGGUAUUUUGAAGAACAAUUCAAAUCAGGGCCAAGAAAAUACUAAUAAAAAUUAUUCCAAGCUUAAAGAAUUGGCUGAAAAAAAUGAUAAAAACGUCGAAGAAAAAAAAAAUAACGUACAAACUCAUAAUGAUAAUAAUAAAUUGGAAUCAAAACCCAGGGUCACAUUAAUUACUACUACCGUUGAUAAUAAUAACAAUAAUGAUAGUAACAAUGGCAAAUUUAACUUAAGCAAUUAUAAUUACACAUUAAAACAAAACAAAGAAUCAAAAACUACGUUGCAUAAUAAUAAAAACAAAUUAAAUGAAUUUGUUGAAAAUAAUGAACAAAAUGAAUCAGAGGUAUCAAAUAACAAAAAUGUGUUUGUUUUAAAUGACACGCCUAUUAGCGGAAACGAGUAUAAAAAGAAAAAGAAAAACAGUAAAAACAAAAAUAAAAACAAUAAUAAGAAAAAUAAAAUGAACCAACAAGCCAUGAAUUUAAAUAACAAUAGCAUAAACAAUAAUACCAAUGAUGCUGCAAAAGGACAUAUGAAACCCCAUUAUGGACAUUUUGUUCAAAAUUCAUAUUACAAUUUUAGAGACUUUCAUGGAAUGCAAAAUGCAUCAAAAAAAUUUUAUCACAUAAAUAAUACUGGAAAUAAAAACUAUAACUUUAACCAUAAUAACAAUUUUAUCAAUGGCAAAAAUAUUAAAAAAACAAAUAAUUUUAACAAGGAUGUUAUGCAUUAUCAGAACAAUUUAAUUUCUUAUUUAUCAAAUUUGCAAAAUGCUGUAUAUGAUUAUAUGGGAAACGAAAAAUAUAACUAUAAUAAUUAUUUAAACAAUCAAAAUAUGCAUUUAAUGAACACCCCAUACAAACUUUAUGGAAAUAAUAAUCCUAAAAUUAUGCUAAACGAAAUGGAUUAUCAUUAUUAUAAUGGCUAUCCAUAA